AGUCCAUUUGAUCAAAUCAAAAGAACAUGAAGCUCAAUUAACGAAUAAAUGAUUUCAGGCUUCUAUCGUCUGCUUCUCAGCCUCCAUCCCUGGUAUGGUAGUGAGAGAUUGUGAGCAGAAAGGUUAGAAGGAAAUGGCGAUGAGGCAGUGGUGCAGCGCAGCAGCAAGGAGAGUGAUGAUGACGCAGCAGCCUCCUCUAACAUCCGCUUCUCUGAGUGGAGUCGCGGCGGGAGCCCCGAUCCUGUGCGGCAGGGGUGAAAAAAAGACAAAGAAAGGGAAGAGAUUCAAAGGAUCGUAUGGGAACGCCAGACCCAAGAAGGAGAAGAUGAUAGAGCGUAUCAAGGACAAGGUCUAGGUUCCCAGGUAAAAUCUACAUGGAUACAGAUGUUAUUUGUCUGACAGGAUUAAGAGCACCUGCUGAAUGUAAAAUAGAAGAAGAGAUGAGAGAUCAUUUGUAUGUUGACAAUCCAUGUGC
Molecule: messenger RNA, 475 nt
Organism: Durio zibethinus
Lineage: Eukaryota; Viridiplantae; Streptophyta; Magnoliopsida; Malvales; Malvaceae
Product: small ribosomal subunit protein bTHXm-like
Biological process (GO): plastid translation
Cellular component (GO): ribosome; plastid
Source: RefSeq, a predicted model, not a curated record